AUGGCGGAUGACAAGGACUCGAUGCCAAAGGUGAAAGACCUGGCUUUCCUAAAAAAUCAGCUGGAACAUCUACAACGACGACUAGAAGAGGAGGUCAAGACAGGUGUGGAACAGGAAGGAUCGUUCCUGUCAUCUCCUUUUCUCAAGGGCUUCCUGGCCGGCUAUGUCGUAGCCAAGUUGAGGGCAUCAGCGGUGAUGGGUUUCGCAAUUGGUGCAUGCACCGGCAUCUAUGCAGCACAGUCCUAUGCAGUACCCAAUGUCGAGAAGACCUUGAAGGAUUAUCUCCGGGCCCUGCGUAAGGGACCUGACUAGUACACUCUCAGCAGUCUUCCCUCCAAAGCCUCCUCAGGAAAACCCACUGCCCUCUGAGGACAAGCCUUGGAAUCUGGGUCAGCAUGGAUAGGCAGCAGGACUGACUAUAUAGGGUCAUCAAGGAAGGCUAGCUGUCUUGCCCCAUCUCUAACCUCCCUAGCUACUUAUUUUCAGUUGCCUCAGCUAUUCUAGACCACAGAUGU
Molecule: messenger RNA, 515 nt
Organism: Gracilinanus agilis (Agile Gracile Mouse Opossum)
Lineage: Eukaryota; Metazoa; Chordata; Mammalia; Didelphimorphia; Didelphidae
Product: SLC35A4 upstream open reading frame protein
Exons: 3
Coding region: 1-312 (103 amino acids)
Source: RefSeq, a predicted model, not a curated record